Molecule: messenger RNA, 646 nt
Organism: Corticium candelabrum
Lineage: Eukaryota; Metazoa; Porifera; Homoscleromorpha; Homosclerophorida; Plakinidae
Product: UPF0184 protein-like
Exons: 2
Coding region: 57-347 (96 amino acids)
Source: RefSeq, a predicted model, not a curated record
UCACGUGAUUUAGUAAAUCUUACGUACUGUCUUGAUCAACACACUUCAGACUUGACAUGGCCGUAAACGGAGUUCAUGAAGUAGAAGAGGAACACACGGAUGAACUAGAAUACAAUGAACUGAACGACGAAUUGGAUCGUCUCAACUCGUGUUUGGACGCACUGGAUAGUCAGAGCGACUCUUUGAACGCUCGAGUGAGAGAACUGCUGGAAGAGAUGCGACGGUCACGUGAGGCGGUGGCCAGUCAGGAAGAGAAAGAGCUCGAAGAGCAACAGCAACCGUCUCCAAGUGAUCAUACUCUUACUAGUUCAGAGGGCUCUGAUGAGCAAACUGAGCAAGACGUGUAACGAAAUUUGUCACACAAAGAUUUUUGAAAAUUCAAAAAUUUUGCUAAUUAAUAUUUAUAAGUUUAUUUGAUCAUGUAGUUGGCAGAUUACUAGUCAGGCGGGUAUUGUGACGGAAUGUUUAUUAUUAGAAUAUGUGAUGUGAAAUGGUGUCCGGUCAGGUGACUCGAUCAGACAACAUGCACUCACUCGAUUAGUGAUGUUAGACAUACAUACCCAAAAAUUUUUGUUCUGGCCGAAAAAUAUAAGUAGCCGAUACUUUAUUUUAAUGGCAUUUGCAGAUGAAUCCAGAAAGAAUUGAA